AUGCUUGAUUCUCCUUGGAGUCCCAGUAUCGAUAUCCCUGUUGGUGAUCUGAAGGAGCAUCAGUUUGUCACUAUAAGCUGUUCAGCUUUGACUCCCUGUCCACACUCACCUCCUGAACUCACCUGGAAUCUCCAACAAGACUCUAAGAGACAAACAGAGAAAAACAAAGAUGGAACCUUUACAAAUAAAAUCCAGGAGACCAUCACUCUGUCAGACACACAUGAUGGAUACAACAUCAGAUGUUCUGCCAGAUAUCCUGUGAAUGGAGGAAGCAAGACAGCAGAGACAGAAGUGACUCUCAGUGUUUCAUAUGCUCCUAAAGACACCUCAGCAUCCAUCAGUCCAUUGGGUUUGGUUUCAGCAGGUAGCUGGGUGGAGCUGAGCUGCUCCAGCAGAGCCAAGCCUCCUGCCGGCUUCACCUGGUUCAGAAACAGCAAACAUGGAGCCAUUAAUGUAUCUGUGGGGCAGGUUUACAGAUUCAAAGUUACCGAGGGAGGAGAGUAUUACUGUGAGGCUACAAAUGAUCUGGGGACUCAGAGAUCAUUAGUGACCCUACUUAAAGGACCCGGUCUCUGUGUUACAUUAAAGAUCCUGGGGAUAAUAAUGCUCUGCAGUGCAGUCUGCAUCUUUCAGUGGUGA
This is a messenger RNA of Cyprinodon tularosa, 639 nucleotides long. RefSeq names its product sialic acid-binding Ig-like lectin 14. NCBI's taxonomy places the organism in Eukaryota, Metazoa, Chordata, Actinopteri, Cyprinodontiformes, Cyprinodontidae. Bases 1 to 639 code for a protein of 212 amino acids. The transcript has 4 exons. The record is from RefSeq and is a predicted model, not a curated record.